AUGAAUGGGAAGGAUGCGGUGGAACACGACGAUCCAGAUGCGAUCAAGACAGGGUUCGAAGCGCCAUCCGUUUUUUGUAAGCUUAUCGAAAUCAAGGAGGGCGCCCCGUUCUCCAUAGAUAUAACCCUCAGCCGCGGCAUUCGACAUAUCCUCACCUCUGAUGACUCUGCAUUGAUGGCCGUCGUCCACCUCGGCUCCCAAGAAGUCAUUAGGCAUUUGGUAACGAAGAAGACGCUGGGUUCUGGGAAAGCGCUACGGCACCGCUUCCUUCUGCGGGGUGUUUACGAGAAAGACGACAAGUUGAGAACAGCGUUGAAGAGAUUCCGAUUCGCCACGAGCGACAUGAACGACAACAUCCCCGAGGGCAUCAUCAAGGUCGACGUGUACAUUGUCAAACUUCUCAGUCAACCAGAGAUAGGGCACCUGGUCGAUAUAACCUCUUCAGGCCCACCGCCUCAGGCCAUCAUGUCAGUCUCUCGCCGAACACCAAAUCGGGAUGUUUUUAAAGUAUUGACGAUGAAUAGCUUUGAGCCCAAUAAAACCAAGAAGUCGCAGGCGGCCGAUACCUACGAUAUCAACAAGCUAAAUCGUGGACCCCCAUUAGCAAGCAUCAUAUUCAAAUAUCAAACAAAAGCGACGAAGCUCUUCGAUGACCUAACACUAAGUGACCCCGAGGAAGAGAAAACCGAGAUGAACCGCCUGUGUUUACCUCUUCAGCCAAAGGGGUUCUUGGUCGAAAAGGGAGAGAAGAGCGACCAUGGUAAGACUGAAAAGUACGAGGCCGUCUCACACCAGUCGGGUCGUGAUACGAAAUCUACCGUUUUCAGGAAGAGGAAAGCCGUCUCGGCAUUCGAUGAGAUGUCUCCGCCGAGGCCUAGGAAGAUGAUUGCACUUUCGGAGUAA
Molecule: messenger RNA, 903 nt
Organism: Colletotrichum graminicola M1.001
Lineage: Eukaryota; Fungi; Ascomycota; Sordariomycetes; Glomerellales; Glomerellaceae
Exons: 2
Coding region: 1-903 (300 amino acids)
Source: RefSeq, a predicted model, not a curated record